GGGAGAAACGGGCACGUCAAAAAAGAAAGGAAAAUGUGGACGGAUAGGACGCAUUGAGGCUAGAGAAGGAAAGGCGAGCUACGCAUAACAUUCUCGUUGAGCUCGGUAGCUAGGCUUUUUUAAAGUUCCCAAACGAAUAUUUGACAGAUUAAGAGUCGUUUCGAGGUUAAGUCGUCGCCUUGUUGUGUGGUGGUUCGUUUUGAGGAAACAGCUCGGCUGGCCAGCUGAAUUAGCUAGCUAGCUCGCCAGAGAUGGGGACGAGAGCAAGUCGCCUACAGGAAGACCCGGUUCCCUCUGCUUUCGGAAAAGAUGGCACAAAGCGGGAUUCCUACCGGCGACCCCGCUGCACCAGACCCACUAGUCUCAUGGUCGAUUUCUCGGGCAGCUUCGAGGACACGGAGGCCAACCGGAGCCGAUCGGAGGAGGGCAGCGACUCGGACCUGGGGCAGCAUGGAGCCAGCGUCGACGGUAGCCCCGCCGACCACCACAGCAUCCCCUCUAGCAUAAGCCAGCCGUCACCUGCGGACGACAACAACAGCGAGGGGAAACCCGAGGAAGACGGUAAUAUAAGUCCAGAGCCUCCCGUCGUCGCGGAACCCCAGCACGGAGAAGAGACAGGCCGCACGCCCCAGCGCACUUUUUCCGAGCGGCUGCCCGGGAAUCGGCACUCUUCCGCCCGCAGCGCCGGCGCAAGAUCCGCCCGGGUCCGAGGCACACACCAGCGGCCGGUGUCGGAGGCUUGGAUCGGCCUUUACCGUGUUAACAACCGUCAUGGCAAUAUCCGCUGUCCUUUCUGCUCCAAGCCCUUUCCGGGGGGGCGCAUUGAGGAUCACCUGUUGAGCUGCCUCACGUCUCCACCCCUACCUUACAAUACGGACGUGCUCAGUAAAGACAGCGGAGAGUGUUCCAUCUGUUUGGAGGAUCUAUUGCAGGGAGAGACCAUCGCCAGGCUGGCUUGCCUCUGUGUCUACCAUAAGAGCUGCAUUGAUUCCUGGUCCAAGGUGAAACCCUGCUGCCCUGAACAUCCCUUUGAUUGACUCUGGGGUCACAGGUUUUCUGCACAGUGACCAGCCUGACUCAGGAGACUCCCAAUAAAAUCCCAAUUAAAAAAAAAAAGUGUAAUUAAACAAUUAAAGGCCCACCAUCUCUCUCAGAUACAAACCUAUAUUUUAGUGGGGAACACCCGAUCCUCAGAGGAAGCUCCAGCGCUCUCCGUUUGGAUCGGUCCAUUUGAACUUGGUCUAAGGCCAUUUCAAGCCAAAUUCCAACAGUUAAAAACAACCGCUCCGUCUAAUUUGUGGUCGAGACGAUUGAUGGAACAGAAGUGGAGGAGGUUCCUUUUUCUAUGUUACAGACUUGGCCCAAAUCCAUGGAACAUUUUUAAAAAAAAAAAUCAGAUAAACAUUUUCAUCCCAAAAUGAUGGAACUUUCCCCAGAGAGAACUUGAACUUGGGGAGAAACAAACAAACACACACACACACAAACAAAAAAAAAAGUUGUCUUAACUGUGACUCUGGAUCCUCUCCUGUGUAUUUUUUCUCCCUCUGAAGGGGACUGGUCAUUUUAUCAAGUAUUUUGCAUAAAGAGUAUUGUUCCACGUCAUCCAUUGGACGAAUGUUUUCUUUCCUCGGCUAACCCCAAAUGAACCAACCUCACACUGAAAGCGUGAACUGUUUCCACAUAAACAUUGCUUUAUUUUGAACCAGCUGGAGGUUGAGGGCUUGUUUUUGGUGAAUGGGGGCUGCCGUUCCUAGGUGUGUUUUUGGGUUUUUUUUUUUUGUUUUUUUUUUAAUUCUUCUUCUCUUUCUAUUACCUGUAAACAUUUCAGGGGAAGUUUGGGGGCUAAUUGUUUUUUUUUUUUUCCUGAGUAGGUCAGUUUUCUUGUAGGUGGUUAGUGGUUAGUUAGCUCUGAGUUUAAUGUGCUGCUAUUUGCUGAGUGUUUAGGAAGGUUGUAGGUAAUUCAUAGGGCCACAGUAGCGCUGGUGUUGGCACCAAUUUGAGCACUUUUGUCCUUCAAGGCUGAUUUUUUUUUUCUUCCCUCCCUGCUUAAGUUCUGGGUUAAUGGUGUGUGUGUGUGUGUGUGUGUGCGCACGUGCGUGUGUGUUGAGACGAUGACCAGGGACAGGAAAUGUCCUGAACAUGACUGAAACUGUGUGUGGAUUUGUGUGCGUUCACUGUAAAUCGCCCAGAAGUCUGCUUGGUCGAGCGGGUUACCCUUUUAAUUUUUAAUGCUUGUUUUAAACUAGAGUCACUCUGGCAAACAUCCUGCUACAUGUGGCAUUGGUAUGCAACAUGGCGGCUCAUGUGGUCCCGUUGUACUUUGAAUGCGGUUUGGGUUUUUUUUUUUGCCCCCCCGACCCCCUCCUCCCUCCUGAGUCCCAAACACUCUUCGGAGUGUAGUCUGGAUUUUUUUUUUGGACCAGACCCCAAGAGACAUUUUUCACCAUAUGGUUACAUUGAUGCCAGAUUGAGGAGGGAUAAAGGGACGGAUGGAUUGAGGGAUGCAUUUUUGGGGGCAUGUUUACACCACAUGGCCUCUCUUUCCAACACUGGAGGCUAUGGACAGCUGAUGGUUAAUUAUUGCAUAACUAGCCCCCAUCACCCCUUUCCCCAUUCUUUUUGUUUUUAGAUAUAUCAUCCUGUUAUGCUCAUGAUUAUUGCUAAAUGUGUAAUAUAGCUUUCCUUCGCCUUGUGUGUGUGUGUGUGUGUGUGUGUGUGUGUGUGUGUGUGUUGAUUGCCUUUGCCUGGUGAAGGGGUUCCUGUGCAAGCAGGCGUUUGUAGUGUUUUUUAGGGCUGAACUGAAGCGGAAGCACAACAGUGAGGCUGCUCAACAGAUGCUGUCUGGUGCAGAUUGUACACAGGCCAAGGGAAAAUGGCCGAGAACAAAAAAAAAAAAAAAAAAAAACAUGAAUUGAUUUGCUGCCUGCUCAAGGGGCGAGUCUGUUUCAUGUGUUUUAAUUACUGUGCUGACAAGCGGGUAUGGAUCAGUUUAGAGGUCAGCCCAGUGCACAGGUUUCCUAGUUUGUUCACGCGAGUCGUCCCCCCCCCACAGUCUGGGGUGUCGCAGCUUGUCCCACCACAAGAGGGCAGCCAUGUGCAUGUUUUGCUUCCUUUUUUUAUUGUGUAGGUGAACAGAAAAAUAAUGCCAAAAUUCUGUCUGCAUUGGGGGCAUUGUGUGAGAGAGUGCGGAAGACGAGCUGCAUUGAUCAUUAGAUGUUACAUUUGUUGUGGUGAUAAGUUAUGAUGUUGUAUACUUUGGCUGGGAGGGGUAUGAGUGUGUGUGGGUGUGUUUGGGGCAGGGUGGGGUUGGUAGUGGUGGUUGGGUUGUCGAUAAAGGUAAUGGACAAUCUAAAACCCCACGUGACUCCCAUUUAUUUUCUUCCCCCCCUCUAACCUGUGUGGUGCAAUACCUCAGAUUUUACCAAUGCUAACUAAACGCUCUGUGUGUAAACUCUCCAACCAACGGUGGUAUUUUGUAUAAGUGUCCCUAAAUCCUUGGUUUUGAAUCUCAGGGCACUGAUGCCCCCCCCCCCCCCCCCCGUGUGCCCUGUGCUUUGAGGCCGAUGUAAUAGGUGAGAAUGUUUUUCAAAGAGUCACCACAGCGGUAUCUGCAUCCCCAAGAUAUGGACAAUCUGCCUUUUCUCUGGUAUAAAAACAAAUUGAAUUUUAUUUAUUAAAUUGUAAAUAUGUAAUGCAAUUCAAGAAAAAUGGCUUGGUCUUUGUCUGUUCAAUAUACUGUUUCUAAGCUCCAAUCUUUUGUAUGUCUCAGAAAUUGUUUUUAUAUGUAUUUUUUACAAUAAAUAUGUGUGACAGA
Messenger RNA from Scatophagus argus, 3814 nucleotides. RefSeq lists its product as uncharacterized. Lineage: Eukaryota; Metazoa; Chordata; Actinopteri; Scatophagidae. The transcript is spliced from 5 exons. The coding region runs from base 252 to 1037 and encodes 261 amino acids. The record is from RefSeq and is a predicted model, not a curated record.